Messenger RNA from Eupeodes corollae, 1625 nucleotides. It is a transcript of the gene Or56a, whose product is annotated as odorant receptor 56a. The transcript has 10 exons. The coding region runs from base 217 to 1467 and encodes 416 amino acids. Gene Ontology annotation, molecular function: odorant binding; olfactory receptor activity. The record is from RefSeq and is a predicted model, not a curated record. Lineage: Eukaryota; Metazoa; Arthropoda; Insecta; Diptera; Syrphidae. Gene Ontology annotation, biological process: detection of chemical stimulus involved in sensory perception of smell; sensory perception of smell. Gene Ontology annotation, cellular component: plasma membrane.
UAUAACUAUCCACUUAAUAAAAAAGUUUUCUUUAAUAAAAUUUUCAAAGCACAAGUUAACACUUUACGUUAUAUUGGUUAUAUAGUUGAAGAAAAUGAUAAAUUUUAUUCUUUUCAUUAUGUUCGAUGUGCAAUUUUUACUUUUUCACUUGGGAUUUGCUCAUGUUUGGGUUUUGCAAAAUUGGUCCUUGAUCCUCAAUUUUCAGGAGGCAGUGCUAUGAGCGCAGCAACAACAUUUCUUUAUCUAUCAACAUUCAUAGCCUAUCGUGCAGCAUUUUUCCAAAGAGAAAGACUCGCACAAAUGUUGAUUUUCUUACAAAAGGAUGUUGAUAAAUUUCUCACCAAAUCAGACGAAGAAGAAGAAAAACUUUUCGACGAAAUGCAUAGUUAUAUAAAAGUGAUAACAGUUUCAAUUUGGGCACCUACAACAACAGCUGCUCUUAUAGCAUAUAUUGAUGGUUUUUAUAGAAUUGCUAUUGGUUCGUAUUGGGAUACAACGUCAGAAAAGGAAUCAUAUACACCGCCAUUACUAAGUAGAUUAUAUCCCUUCAAAGAAAUUGCUGAAAAUAUAUAUUUUGGAAUUAUAUUGCCAAUGUAUGCCCUUUUUAUUGGAUGUAUUGCAAUACCGCUGUGGCAUACAUUCAUAACGAGUCUUAUGAGUUAUGUUAACUUAAAGUGGAAGAUAAUGCAUAAGCGAAUAAUUGGAAUGGAUAUUCAAAAUUCAAUUGAUACACAACCUUUGCUGACAAGACUCUUUCCAUUUCGAGAGGUCCAUGAUGACUUAUUUGUUGGAUACAUUCUACCAUUGUAUGCUUUGUUUUUGGGCAUAAUGAUGAUACCAUUAUGGCAUACAUUCAUCACUGGCAUGAUGUCUUAUGUGAAUUUGAAAUGGAGGAUUAUGCAUAAACGAUUGUCUACGAUGGAUGUCUCAAAAGUAAUUCUGGAACCAAAUGAAGUCUUAUAUUAUUCGACACUCGAUGGAGCCGAAAAUAAAAACAAUUUUCUACGUGAACGAAUGUGUAAAUUUAGUGUUGUUGAACAAAUUCGUAUACAUUGGUUCGCCUGUGAGCUUCAAGAGUUAAUUGGUGUUCCAGUAUUCGCCGACUUCAUAAUAUUUUCGAUUUUGAUUUGUUUUCUAUUCUACGAGUUAGUAACGGGGAAUCCUACAAAAAUGGAUUUCGUAUUCAUGUGUCUGUAUUUAUUCGUGAUGUCUUCGAUAUUGUGGCUUUAUCAUUGGCAUGCAACCCUAAUGAAGGAAAAUAGUUUAGAAAUGGGUUUUGCAAUUUACUCUUGCGACUGGUACAACUAUCCUAUAAAAAUUCAAAAGAUAAUUCAACUGGCUAUGACAAUCACAGCUCGUCCCUUGGAAAUCAAAGCCGUUCUGGUGCCGCUGAGUCUGACAACCUUCAUAGAUAUCAUACGAGCCGCCUACAGUUACUUCAGUCUCUUAAGGAAGACAUCGGAUUAAAGAAACAACAAAUCAAAUAUUUUGUAGAUCACUUUAUUAUCAUAAUCUUUAGUUCAUGUUUAUAAAAAUAAUAAUAUUAAAACUGUGAAACGGUACACCCCCACUUGCACAGAAUUUAGAAAUAAAAAGAAAAAAUACAAAGGAAAUCUUCACCUAAA